Molecule: messenger RNA, 13194 nt
Organism: Lepus europaeus (European hare)
Lineage: Eukaryota; Metazoa; Chordata; Mammalia; Lagomorpha; Leporidae
Gene: POU2F1
Product: POU class 2 homeobox 1
Exons: 17
Coding region: 109-2349 (746 amino acids)
Biological process (GO): regulation of transcription by RNA polymerase II
Cellular component (GO): nucleus
Molecular function (GO): DNA-binding transcription factor activity, RNA polymerase II-specific; RNA polymerase II cis-regulatory region sequence-specific DNA binding
Source: RefSeq, a predicted model, not a curated record
CGGACGGAGGAGCAGCGAGUCAAGAUGAGAGUUCAGCCGCGGCGGCAGCAGCAGCAGUGCUUCUAGACUGGGGAAGAAGAGCUGUUGAGGCUUCUUAUAGAUUCAAGAAUGAACAAUCCGUCAGAAACCAGUAAACCAUCUAUGGAGAGUGGAGAUGGCAACACAGGCACACAAACCAAUGGGCUGGACUUUCAGAAGCAGCCUGUGCCUGUGGGAGGAGCAAUCUCAACAGCCCAGGCCCAGGCUUUCCUUGGACACCUCCACCAGGUCCAGCUCACUGGAACAAGUUUACAGGCUGCUGCUCAGUCUUUAAAUGUACAGUCUAAAUCUAAUGAAGAAUCGGGGGAUUCCCAGCAGCCAGCCCAGCCUUCCCAGCAGCCUUCUGUGCAGGCAGCCAUUCCCCAGACCCAGCUUAUGCUGGCUGGAGGACAGAUAACCGGGCUCACUUUGACGCCAGCCCAGCAACAGUUACUACUGCAGCAGGCCCAGGCCCAGGCCCAGCUGCUGGCUGCUGCGGUUCAGCAGCAUUCCGCCAGCCAACAGCACAGUGCUGCUGGGGCCACCAUCUCAGCCUCCGCCGCCACGCCCAUGACGCAGAUCCCCCUCUCUCAGCCCAUCCAGAUCGCGCAGGAUCUUCAGCAACUACAACAACUUCAGCAGCAGAAUCUCAACCUGCAGCAGUUUGUGUUGGUACAUCCGACCACCAACUUGCAACCAGCACAGUUCAUCAUCUCACAGACGCCCCAGGGCCAGCAGGGUCUCCUGCAAGCGCAAAAUCUUUUAACGCAACUACCUCAGCAAAGCCAAGCCAACCUCCUACAGUCACAGCCAAGCAUCACCCUCACGUCCCAGCAGCCAGCAACCCCAACACGCACAAUAGCAGCAACCCCAAUUCAGACACUUCCACAGAGCCAGUCAACACCAAAGCGAAUUGAUACUCCCAGCUUGGAAGAGCCCAGUGACCUUGAGGAGCUGGAGCAGUUUGCCAAGACCUUCAAACAAAGACGAAUCAAACUGGGAUUCACUCAGGGUGAUGUUGGCCUCGCUAUGGGUAAACUGUAUGGAAAUGACUUCAGCCAAACUACCAUCUCUCGCUUUGAAGCCUUGAACCUCAGCUUUAAGAACAUGUGCAAGUUAAAGCCACUUUUAGAAAAGUGGUUAAAUGAUGCAGAGAACCUCUCAUCGGAUUCAGCGCUCUCCAGCCCAAGUGCCCUAAAUUCUCCAGGGCAGGGAGUUGAGGGCUUGAACCGUAGGAGGAAGAAACGCACCAGCAUAGAGACCAACAUCCGUGUGGCCUUAGAGAAGAGUUUCUUGGAGAAUCAAAAGCCUACCUCGGAAGAGAUCAGCAUGAUUGCUGAACAGCUCAAUAUGGAAAAGGAGGUGAUUCGUGUUUGGUUCUGUAAUCGCCGCCAGAAGGAAAAAAGAAUCAACCCCCCCAGCAGCGGUGGGACCAGCAGCUCCCCUAUCAAAGCAAUUUUUCCCAGCCCAACCUCAUUGGUGGCAACCACACCAAGCCUUGUGACAAGCAGCGCAGCAACUACCCUGACAGUCAACCCUGUCCUCCCUCUUGCCAGCGCCGCCGUGACUAAUCUCUCUGUAACAGGCACUACAGACACCACCUCCAACAACACAGCGACGGUGAUUUCCACAGCGCCUCCUGCUUCCUCAGCAGUCACCUCCCCCUCUCUGAGCCCCUCCCCUUCGGCCUCAGCCUCCACCUCCGAGACAUCCAGUGCCAGUGAGACCAGCACAACACAGACCACCUCCGCUCCUUUGUCCUCCCCUCUUGGGACCAGCCAGGUGAUGGUGACAGCAUCAGGCUUGCAAACAGCAGCAGCUGCUGCCCUCCAAGGAGCUACACAGUUGCCAGCAAAUGCCAGUCUUGCUGCCAUGGCUGCUGCUGCAGGACUAAGCCCGGGCCUGAUGGCACCCUCGCAGUUUGCAGCUGGAGGUGCCUUACUCAGUCUCAAUCCAGGGACCCUGGGUGGUGCUCUCAGCCCAGCUCUGAUGAGCAACAGUACACUGGCGACUAUUCAAGCUCUUGCUUCUGGUGGCUCUCUUCCAAUAACGUCACUGGAUGCAACUGGGAACCUGGUAUUUGCCAAUGCAGGAGGAGCCCCUAACAUCGUGACUGCCCCUCUGUUCCUGAACCCUCAGAACCUCUCUCUGCUCACCAGCAACCCGGUUAGCUUGGUCUCUGCCGCCGCCGCGUCCGCAGGGAACUCCACGCCCGUAGCCAGCCUUCACGCCACCUCCACCUCAGCCGAGUCCAUCCAGAACUCUCUCUUCACGGCCGCCUCUGCCAGCGGGGCGGCUUCCACCACCACCACCGCCUCCAAGGCACAGUGAGCUGGCAGAGCCGGGCUGCCAUGAGCCUUUCCCAUUGUGCAGUGUGCUUGGGCUGCCAGCCAGUGAAUCAACUGAAGACUGUGAUUGGCUGCCUCUCGCCGUGCUGUGAGGGCAAGGAGAGAAGAAUGAAAACACACGCCGGAAAAAAGGAGAGGAUGGAGACGGGACAGCAUUUGCCUAAUUUUGUAAUGAAACACUGUCUUUUCAGGAUUGCUUCAUGGAUUGAAGAACUUUAUAACCAAAAAUUAAAAAUAAAAACAGAAACAAAAAAAAAAUCAAAAACAAACAAACAAAAAUAUAAGUUGAAGGACUACUUAUCAUUUCCAGCAGUCAUGAUGACAAGUUAAGGUGGGUUACCAAUUCCAAUAUAGGAAGGGGAUUUCUUGUUUGUUUAAAUUUCUUUUUUUCUUAAAAAAAAAAAAAUCAUUUUUAUGGGUCUGUUGUACAGGCCAUUAAGUCAUAACAAGGUGUUUAUAAUCGUAUCAAUUGUGUUGGGGGUUCCUUUCUUAACUGGUACAAUUUAGGCAGGCCUGUAUUACUGUAUCUCUUAUUAUUGCUGUUGUUGUUUUUAUAUAUAUAUACGUAUAUAUAUAUAUAUAGUUUGGACAUGUUUAUCUCUUGCUCCUGGAUCCUGUUUCAGUGAGCUCCCACACUGUGGGGAGGGAGGGUUUCGGGGUAAGGGGAGACUUAUGUUCUUAACUGCGGGGAAUGUUCUUGCUGGUUUCCUUAUCCUUGAUGACUCUUACAGAGGUGCUAGAAAAUUAUUUUCUUUUGCCACUUAUGCAAGAGGCUUGGUGCAGAAGCUGAAGGCAGUGUGUGCACACACUCCUGUUCCACACACGCCCCUCCCCCAUCAGGUGGUGCCUUUGGAGCACUUUUGCGUGGGAAGGAAUUCCUGCUGAACUGUAGCUCUCACUCACCCCCACAUCAUUGAAUGACCCUGAGAUCCAGAUCCUGCAGUGCGACGGUGCUGCUCUCUGCUACUUUCCAUGGGAACAGCCGUGCGCGUUGGCAGGGCAGGAUUUGGUUCCGAAGAGCAAAGACUACUGCAGACACCUGACUUGGUGGUUCUCCUGAUUUCUUAUCUCCUGAAAAAUGCUCCUACUGUUGGUGUGUAUGUGUGUGUGUGUUUGUUCCAUUUUGUGGAAGUUGUUCAUCCAAACUCUUUUUAACUUACUUGGCAAAGAACAAAAUGACUUACUGAGACUGGGAGACUUUUCCCUUCUUUUGUUGUCUGAAGAAAUUCUGCUAGACUGUUUUCCAUCAGUUGUAUAUCCAGAAGAGGUGUGAUGAGAGGAGUCCGAGGUUACCACCUUUUCCUCUAGGGCGCUGCAGCCUUCAUAUCCACUGGCUAGCUUAUAUAGCCCUCUAGCCCUGCGGUUUUCCGGACUGAGGGUGGCGCUUGGUAGCUGUGCGUGGGCUCUGUGGAGUCUUCGAGGACUCUGAGCAGGAACGCUGCACGCUCCCCAAGUGCCCCCUUGGUGUGGUCCUUUGGCUCCUGCUGGCUAGGUCUGCGUGGCAGUACACUUCUCUGAUUGGUGUAGAAGCGAGCAGCUCCCGUCGUCGUCUUCAGGGUGUUUCUAGACUGUGUGAAAUGAGCCCACGGAAGAGGAGAGCUUGUGAAAGUGGAUGAAGAGGAAGGAGGAUUAGUAAUUGAGAGGUUGAAUUCCCAUUCUUUUUUUUUUUUUUUUUUUUUUCUUGUUGGUGUACUGUUACUACACUCUCUGUUCCAAAAGUCUCCCCAGAGACUGGGUCACUGCAGUGCAGCGCGUGUGAGGUCCCCCUUGCUGGAGUUGAAGGGUCCCCGUUUGGUGUCUGGGUGCUUGCUCGCGUGGCUGGCGGUCCUCAGACUGCACUUUCCCCCCACUCCUGGGAGCUGGGGCUGAGAGCGCCUACAGGUGAUUUCCUUUCGACUGCUCUGCCUGUGUCCGCUGGGGAGCCUGGGUUCUGUUUGUCUUUCCUCACCACUGCUCAGAAAGGAGUAACGCAGACGAGCGUGUGCUGCUUUGCUUUGCGAUUCAGGUGGGAGAGUCCUGUCACAUUGAAAGGGCAGGAUGUGUUCAGCCCCUUUGAAAUUUUUCCUCGGUUCUUCUGCCUUGUUUUCCUUUCAUGAGGCUGUUGAUUGCCACCCUGAACUUCCUCCUCUUACCCUUCACCUCCCCUAAAACUCCCGUAAAAUCAGUGAACUACAAGCAGGGAAACUAACAAAUGUCCAUCCACCCUUUUUGUGUGGUGUGUUUUUUUAUUUUUUUUUUAAACUAAGCUUGAACCAAAGUCAAUUUUUAGCAAGCUGCUGUACUAAUGGACUAGUUUAUAACGUGCAGUUCAGACACAUUGAGGAGAUAGAUGCUACUGACAAUUUCUUUUUCAUUUGUCUUUAUUAAUUUUAUAUAAAAGUUGCUGCUUGUUUUUAAUCUUUUAUGUUGGUAAAUUGUAAUAUCCUCUGGGCAGACAUGAACUUGAUUUUUAACUAGUUUAUAUAGGUUGGUGUGUAAAUAGAAUGGCAGUGUCACUUCCUACAUUCUCCUGUCCGUGUGCUUUGUCUCUGUUGUAGUUCAUUUUAGUCUUGUAUCCUGACUUGACACGUCAAACUGUAGUCUGUGCACAUGACUUUAGGGCUGUCAGUGACACUGUAGCUGCCCAUAGUGAUAAGUCCCUUCCUUGGGAGGAGGGAGGCAGGAGGAAGGGUUCAGGGAGGGAAAUGCCAGUGCCCACCAUAUAUAUAUGGAUUAGAGGUCAUAGUGUUGAUUUCCCAAAAUUGUUACCAAAGGAAGUGUCGAGUCCUGGGGGACUCUAGCCCCGUGGGUAGGAGGAAGAGCAAGGAAAGGCUUUGUUGUUGUUGUUGUUUUCUGUGUGGUUAAAAAAAAUGCUACUUUUUCCAAAUAAGAAUCACUAAGAGACUCUAAGAAGAUGCUGAGCUGUUGCGGUCAGGGCAGCAGACUUUUGUCUCCUGCCCUGGAUUCUGUCAGCAGUUUGGGAUAUUCUGUCUUUUUUGUGUACAUCACUUGAUGAGGGUAGACCUUAAACCAGCAUAAAAAUCGGCAUUUAAAAGAAGAAAUAAAUCUGAAGACAAAGGUGACUUUAAAUUUUUUCUCUUUCACUUAUUUAAAGAUACAUUGUGAACCGAAAGGUACUUUUACACAUGUACACAGGAAACACUAUCAUAGCUCAUUGGUGGGUGUUCAGUUUAAAAACAACUCCUCAUCACCAUCCCUAGAUAUUCUACUGAUUAUAUUGCUUCAUGAACACCAUAAUCAUUUUUUACUUUAUAUCAUCUUUUUUUAAUCAUCUCAAGAAAUGCUUCUUUAAUCUAGUGAACUAUCCUAAGCUAAGGUACUCAGACUUAACUUUCAGCCAUCUUAUAUGGAAGAGUCUGGAAACCAAAGGGGGCCAUUUGACCAAAAAGAGGCUGUGGUAGAUAGAGUUUCUGCAUUUCGAAAAGGAAAAGCCAGAGAUGCUCACAAUUCAUCGUUUUAUUUCCUCUUAACAUUUAUGCGGUUUUAUUUUAGCCCUGAAUUGGUGAACCUGAUGUUAAGCCAAAGACUAGUUCUAAACGCAUUUGCCCGGGCUGAUGGAGCGUCCCAGGGCAUGGUGAAUGUAAUUGUUUGAAUCCUGCUUCUCACAAGCAGUGCAGUGUGCUCGUGAACUUUUUUUAGACCCUGUAUAAAUCUGAAGUACAGAGCAGAAAGACCCACAAAGGGACUCUGCCUAGGAAGAAAUCAAGUGCUGUGAGGUUUCAUAGGCAGACUUUUAGAAUUAAGAAAAAAUUGUUUUAUUCAUUAAUUGACAUAAUGCAUACUUCCUUUUAUUUAUUAUCAGAAAGAUUAGCACCAUCCAGUUUGCUCGUGAAAUGGAACCAAAGGACUCCAACUUUGAUUUUGUGAAGGGCUGCACCUCUUUAUACUUCAUGGCAGCACUCGUAGGAAUUAACAGUCUUUUUUUUAAAGGGAAAAUAAGAUGAACUAAAAUAUGUUUAGUGAUUCCACUUGCCAGUUCUACAUUGUUCAUUCAUUGUUGGAGGAAAAGCACAAUUCGGUCUUUUUAUUAUUUUUUUUCCCAUUUUGCCUCAUUUACUUGGGAAGAUAGAGGAAGCCUUGUCCAUAAUUAUCCAGAAGCACAGAUAAUUGCUUGGCCCAAUGUUUAAAUUCAAUGUGAUAUUUAACACUAAAUUUUCUAUUUACCUUUCUAGGAAAGCCAGAUACAAUCGCAAAUAUAGAAAAUUUAUGUCAAUUUGUGAAAUUAUAAAUCCUAACAGAGAACAUUGCAGUUAGCAUCUAUAUAUAUGUAUGUAUAUAUCAAACGCUUGACUUACAAAAGAUACUCUGUAUAGUUCAUAGUCUAAGGUUGUUCCCCACCAAGAAAAAAAUAAGAUCAUUGAGCUCGGAAGGCAGACAGAGGAGAAGCCUCUGUCUUUUGCUUCUCUCCAGCAAAGGAGAAAUGCUGUCAAGGAGACGUGGGUGGGCACUGAACCUGGCGACGGUGCCCUAGAGAUGGCAGGGACCUCCACGGGCCAGUGCAGUCUGAGAACCUUUGGUUAAAGAAGGACCUCAGUGAUUAAUUGGAAGAGUUUGGUCAGAUGCUUUCUCAUUAAAUCAGCAUCUAAUCUUGAGGGAUUUAGAUUUUAAACGUUCCUCUUUAUUACAGCUAAAAACAUCACAAGGUGAUCAAUACUAAUGGGAGAAAAAGACCAACAACCUGAGAUUUAAAAUUACCCAAAUGGGCAAGAGUUGAUGGGUUAAUUUGCUCAUCGUGCUUACAAGUUCAAUUUUGUGUGUGUGUGUGUAAGAAGUGCUUAGUGUGUGUCAUUGUUCAGGCUGUAUUGAAGUCCUUUUCAGCGAGGAUGACACUGUAUGAAAUGGUAACUUUCCUCAUGCUUGCCUUCUCUUUUGAGAAGGGAACAGAAAUCCUUCCUUGCGCUUCCUCUCAGAGGACUAAGAUCAGCUAUUACAUAGGUUUGCACGGAUGGCACACACAAUAUAAAUGUACACCUGGACAGGCAUGGGAUAAAGGCUGAUAUGACUCCUGUCUCAUCCCUUCCUUAAUCCGAAGCAAUUCAGUGGACAACCCUGAGAUUUCUGGUAAGAUGCUCGGGAGGAUUCCAUCCGGAUGGCAGGGGAUUUGUUUGUUCUCAGAGUUGCCCAGCUUGCCUCCCAUUUCCUCUGGCUUGUGAACUGCUACUUUUCCCCUAGCCACCCUUACUCAUGAAGUAGCCCCCUGUUUUGGUUUUUCUACUCUUGAUCUUACCAAAAGUAGUAAACUGAGUGCAUCUGAUGUCAAUUCUGUGCCCUGGGUCUCUCUUUCCCUCUUUCCUUCUUUCUCUCUGAACGGUGGUACCUUCACCUGUGAGGAUAAUGCUCAUUGGUAACAGCUAGCUUCCGGCACCUUCGUAAAAUACCUCAGCGUAGCUUAGCAUUGUUGCAGAACUGGUUUUAAACUAAAAACCAAAUAAAUAAAUGAAUAAACUUUAUAAAUAGUGGAGAUAAUUCUAGCUGUAGCAUUUAGUUGAACUAAUGUUUAUUAUGAUGGAUAAACAUGACUGAUGCUGUAUGUAUUUGGGAUCCUGUUUAUAGGUUACAGUUUAUAGGGUUAGGGAGGGUUGGGGUAUGGGAAGAGAAGUUGAUUAUGUUAGAAGGAAAGUGUUGCUCAUGUGUGUUUGUUUUUCCUUAUAUCUGUCUUGCCAAAGGAAACUUGAGUUCCCCUGUGAGUGGAUUUGGGAUUUGUUGGCCUCUCUGUGGUCUGAUCUCCAGCACAGUGUGAUGGCAUGCAGGUAACAUUCGGGGUGUCCAAUAGGUUAAGGGUUCCUAAGGGCGCAUUGACAUCCCUUGCUAUGGCUGCCCAUGACCCCCAGCCACUGCCAGCCUCUCCUAAUGAUCAUUACCUCUGUACAUAGCGAAAGCUUAGAUGAAGGAUGAGUGCGUGGAUGUCGGGGUGGUGGCUGAGACAUAGAGGCGGAAGUAGAUGUACCAGUUAAUUUGGGGAGGAAAGGAAUGGUGAGUGAGUGAUGUGUCUUUAAUCUAGGAAAAUUAAACAGGUUCUUUUUGUUGCCCUUUGUCAAGUUAAUCAGUGUUGUGGAAUAGCCCAACAUUUUAAAACCUGAUUUCCUUUUCUCAUACCAAGGCUAAUUCUGCCUAAACCAAAAAACACAAACAGAAGAAACCCAAACUGAGAAGCUGAAAGCUGACUUGCUCACCUCACUCCUGUGAGAAGAGGUGACCUUUGCGCAUUGGUUGGUUGAUGGGAAUGUGAAUGAGAAAUGAUGCUGGUGCGGGAAACACUGAGAGCCCUUGGUGCCCAUUCUCGGGGGCGGACGUCCCGGCUCCCUGCGUUCAGAUAUAAGCUGUAUCUCCAGAAAGGCUAUUUUUUUAACUACAUGAUCCAUCUCACAGAACUUAAGUGGGAUUUGGUUUGGAUACCAAAGACACUGCUAUGUCAUUGCUUAUCCUUAUAUUUUCAAAACAGAGGGAAGAAGAGCAAAAGGCUGACAUUUGGAAAAGUUCUUACUUUGUCUCUUUCCUUUCCUUUUCCUUUCCCCCUUUCCCUACUUCUUACAGGAAGUCUUGGUUAUUCUGGCUUUGGAAAAGAGAUUUGCUUUCAUGCUGCUGGCUCUGUUAAAAAUAGAGGGUACUCCCUUGUAACAGUGAUGUUCUCGAAUUGCUGAGAGACUUUAGGAGGGCAAAAGAUGGUAGUAGACUCCUUUCCUGUCCUUUCCUUUAUCUAAUACUUACAAACAGGACCAGUACAACCUGUUUGAGUUCAGAAGCUGCAUAGAUGUGCUAGCUCUGUUCUGUCUGUUGUAAAGGAUAAGCAUUUUCAAGAGCAGGACUAUGUGACAAAACCAAAAGGUCUUCCCUUACUCUCCCAUGGAGCUGUUCUCUUCCAGAUGGUUUUAUAUGUAGGCGCAGGGGUGUUGAGUAGUCGGUUGUUUUGAUGUGCUGUUGAUAGGACCCAGACAGGGAGAGAGGGAAAAGAAAUAUAUUGCUCUUUGACUACUCCAUCCAAAAGUGAUCAGGUUGCAGGACUUUGCAGAAGCUUUACUAAUAAUCUUUUUGUUAUGACAUUAUGUACAAGUGGUCGAAAUAUUGUGGGACUUUUCAAAGCAUUAGGUAGGUUUAUACGUAAGGUAAUGGGGAUAUUGAACAUAAGAGCACUUGAAACAAAAGUUAGGGGAAAGCAGGGUGCGUGUAAGGGAACACCACUUUGAGCAUGACGCUCCCUGGGGCAGGGGAGGGGAGGUGUGGUUUAUGGCUCUCUGGUGUCCUUGAAUGUGCCCACUCUGCCCAGGGCUCCACCACCCAGCGUCACCUUCUGGUGCAAACCCAGGGCACUGUCAAAAAGUUAACACCCCAAAGCUAACUUACUGUAAAAAAAAAAAAAAAAAAGCUGACGUCUGCUGCAAAGUUUUCCCUUGUUUUCUUGGUUGACUUGUUCCUCAUCGUUUCAGUUGGCCACAGCCUCACAAAAGCAGCGACCUUGGGUUCUUAAAUAUUAUAUCCCGAAGUCUGCAGGCAGACAGCUGGAUUCAGUGCUGUUACAAAAUGAGACAGCCACACAGUGUAGUUCUUUGACGCUGGGAUCUCUUUGCAGAUGGUGCAGGACAGAGGCAAGUGAGAAAGGACUCUGUGCUCCAUCCCAGCCCUACAGUGUCUCAAGGUCUGAAACAUAGGAGGAAAUGAAAUGCACUUUCAGAAGCGAAAAUGACAGUGUCUGCCCUGAAAGGUCGCAGUCGCAGGCAUCGGGGUGCCGAGUCUUUGCUUCCAUUCCCGCGUGGCUCUGCGGAAGGCACACGCCCUGGAGGAGCAGAGUAGACUAGUGCCAGCCCGCUUAGGCUGCAAGCUGCAAACAGUUGCAGGAAGUAGAAGGCUUUGCAACCAUGUUCUAACAUGGACUUUGGACAAGAUUAUUGGUGUGUCUCCCACUGUGAGACCAGGGAGAGACAGGCUUCUUCCCACCCCUAACCUCUGCUUGCCUGGGCCUGUGUGCACUCUUACCGGCUCUGCAGGGCCGCGCCUCCUCCACGUUAGGCCACGUUUCCAUCUCGCUCAUCUGCGGUGGUAGCGAAGACUAGAUGUGUAAGUGUGGGGCUGUGUCCCCACCACAAGUCCAGGAGCUGUUGUAUACCUCAUUUCUAACUCGUGACUUGCUUUAUCUUUCUCUAAACCCUACAGAGUUGCCAAGUCCGCCCUCCCUCCUCUCACAAUGUUGAACUCUGGCCUAUAGCAUCAGGAGACCUGCAGCCAAGGGUGGGACCUCCCAAAGCCUCUGAAUGUCGCUGCUUAAAGCUACUGCAAACUGAGGGCAAAUUGCAAUCUUGUAUUCCUUUUGGUCGCAAGGGGUCUUCACCGGUCUCUCACCAUCGACUUUCCCUGCUCCCCUGCCUUGAGGGGCUGGCCAGCUUUCCACGCCUCCCCACCCCGCCCCACCCCGCAUUUCUGACUGCUGGCCACUCAGCAGCUUCUGUCCUUGCCUUGUCCCUGGUGGGCCAGAGACCCUCCCUUCCCUUCCCCUCGGAGGCCUCGGGGUUCUGUUUCCUCUCAGGACUUUGAGCAGAAGGGAAAACACCAAAGGCUCCUUUAAGCUGACUGCUGCAUUACACAUUUCACUUUUCCCUUUAACAUGACCAAAAAAAAGUCCAAAUAUUUAAGUUCUUUAUUAUUAUUAUUAAUAUUAUUAUUAUUUGACAAUCUUCUCCCCAUGGGCUCCCUAGAAGCUGCAUCCCCAGCCCCUUCACCUUUUCUUUGAAUGUAGUUCCCAGCCUCCGGUGCCCACCCCAGUCGUGGAAAAGGCUUAGCCAGGUCCUAGUGCUGCUGCUAUAAGCCAGGGGAGGGUGGUUUCUUUGUUUUGUUUUGUUUUUUUAAAUUUCCAGCCAAAACCAAAGAUUUCUUAAUGAUUGUAUAAACUCAAAACAAACAAAAAAACCAAAGAAAAGGGACGUCUUCAGCGUCAGCCCAGUCUGUGGUGUCCUGGCACCUGGAGGAGUGAGGCCAGGGCAGGCGGGGUCCUCUGAGCCGAUUGGAAAGGGCACAGGUGCGCGCACAGGGAGCGGCCGGGCCCCUCCCGACUCGGGAGCAUGCCCUGAAACAGCUGGCAUUUCUGAUUUUCCAAAACAAAAGAUGGAACCCAGCCGCAACCAGGGUCAUUGCAGGGACUUCACACCGGGCCUGGGGGGCGGGGGCAGCUGCUGCCAGACUGGCCUGGGACUCCACAGAGUGGGCGGAAGCUGAAGGCACUGGUGCAGGAUUGGCUGCUCUGCUGGGUGCUUUAACCUCUGGGGGCUGGGCGAGUGCACGCCCAGGGGCCCUUCUGAGCCUUUUUUUUUUUCUCUCUCUUUUCCUUUACUGGAACUGCUUGGAAGUGGCUGUCCUGUUUGUGAGAAAACAUGCAGAAAGAUGAUCAAGGCUUUCAUUUCUCUUCUCUUCCUUUUUGCAGCACCACCGUGCAACUAUGCAUUGUAUUUCACAACCUUUUGUGCUAGGUAGAUGCCUGUGACUUUUUAACUUGGGGGGUGGGGGGAUUGCAAACGAAGGAACUUUUUACAUGGAUCUUUUUACUCUCAGUUGAUCGGGGGAGGGGGGGAUUUGGUUCUAGGGUCAUACAAGCUCUAUCCCAAAGCAAAAUCCAAAUGUUAAUAAUAUUAGCCUGAUGCAGAUACCAAAGAUAAUUUCUUUCCUGCAGAACCUUAGACUUGUGUAUUAAGUACGAUUACCCAGCACUUGCAUUAGUCUAACCUCAGUAAUUCCAAAGCUUAGAUGUAUAUUUUGGUAUAUUUCUGGGAUAUUAAAAAAAUGUCGAUUAACUUCUUGUUUGUUUCAGUGUAAUGCUCUUAAAGUCAUAGCAUGAAAAUAAUUGAACUGUCCUAUUCUUAGUAGUUUGAAAUAAUAGUAUUUUUGUAUGUUUUGGGUGUGUCUAUGUAUGUAUUAACAUAACAGUUUUCACUGCCUAGGUGUUCAUAAUAAAAAAGAAAAUGAAAAAGUUCCGAGUGUACAUAAUAUUCAAUAACUAUCUUCCACCAGGUGUCAAUUUGGAUCGCAUAGUCGCUGAUUACUGCUCCCAGCUGGGAUUUUCUUUUGUUUUAAAGAGACAGUAAUCAUGUUUUUCUAAAGAUGUUUUCUUUCUCUUUGUCUUUAAAUAGUUUACUUAUCCCACUUUUCUUUUCUUCCCUAAUUUUUUUUUCCCAAACAUUGAUUCAGGGGUGUUUUUCCACUGUUGUCAAGGGGGGAGGGGGAACCGAGGGCAUUGGCUCCUUGGCCUCCCCAAGCUUUUUGUUUCUUGUACUUUAAAAAUGUGAGUUUGAGUUCUUUGUGGAAACUGAAGAUGUGGUGAAAAUGAUUCUUUCCCAACUUGUCGCAGCUUUAAGGAGGCAGUGCUGGUUCCCAAGUAGUUGCUGGGAGCCCCCUUAGGUGACUCUUGCCAUGUGGGUGGCUGUGGUGCAGCCUCUUCCCUCCGAUGGAACGUUUGACAAGAAUCGCCUGAUAACUUGCAGUACCUUCUGGGAGGCAAGGCUUGGUCUUCUGGGUCUUGAAAACCUGAAACACAAGCAACUUCCAUUCUGGGGAAUUACAGCUGAUACCUCCUGAGGCCUGAGGAAGUGGUGGGAACCUGAGCGGUGCUGUCUCUUAAAAAAAAAAACAAAAAAAAAGUGCCCUUUCUAUGAUCCCCCCUCCUGGGGCUGCCUGCAGGGGCCUGUAGGCUUGGGAGAGAUUGUGUAGGUGACAGUGAAUCAGAAUGGAAUGGUAGAUUUUGUGUAGAUGCAUUUGUCUGCUGUAAUUUUUAUAUAUAUAUUAAACUGACUGUAACUGUACAGUUCAUUUCUGUUGUAAAACAUCAUUAAACCAUUUUCCAAGUGUU